Molecule: messenger RNA, 470 nt
Organism: Colletotrichum abscissum
Lineage: Eukaryota; Fungi; Ascomycota; Sordariomycetes; Glomerellales; Glomerellaceae
Product: FluG domain-containing protein
Exons: 1
Source: RefSeq, a predicted model, not a curated record
AUGCUUAAAGCUUUGACUACAGGGAAUGCGUCUGAUGCCGUGCGCGACCAGAUGAUGCGCCACGAUCCCAAGUUCGCCACGUUUCAAGGCGCAUACCUUAACGAGAACGUCCAGUUCGACCUCCAGAAUACCUUCCUAGAAGAGGAAACCGAGGAGCAGAUGUACAAGGUGUUUGCGCAUGUCAGCCUCACGCGCGAUCCCCGCGCAACAAGAGACAUGGUCCCCAAGGAGGUCUGGGAGAAUUUGCCUCCCGAUCCGGAAAUUGUGGAGCUAGAGCAACAGCGACAGGAGUUGAAGGGUGGUCAAUACCGAGUGCAAGGUGAAGAGAACGAAGCCGAAAUCCGCAGGCUAACCGAGGAGAUACGCACGAAGCGGGAUCAACGCGACAAGAGUGUCGUGAAAGAGUAUCUCGAAUAUCAUCUCUACAACCGCCCAACAUGGGAUAUCGAGAGGCAAGCGAACGGCGAAGA